AGAAUACAUUACUAAGUACUUAGAUGAAGUUCAAGUUGCCAACAAUCGAUUUGUAUUCGGUCGAAUCAAGCUAGAACAUAGAGCAUGAUGCUGCGAUUGUCGCUUUUUGCGUCUGCUUUUGGGAUCUCCUCCGCCGUAGCCGAGAGCUGGUUUUCGAAGUUUUUUGGCGGCGGCGCGGUACAAACAGCGAAAGUCAGCAAAUGUCCGGGAGAAGUAAACCGAGGAGGGCCACAGCCUGAGACAUGCACCUUUGAUAGCACACAUCGGGUGUGCGCUCUCCUUGUCGAGGUACUUAAAUACCUGAUUCCUUAGAAGACAGUACUGAUUUUCUGGUAGCAGUGUUCGAUUUCGAUACCAGUUGUAUCCACAACAUCGGAAUCGACUGAGAAACCGAGGGCACAUUAUGACUCUAAUAUAGUGCACGAAAUCUCCAUCUGCAAAAAUAAAAUCAGAAACCGGGUGGUACUUGCGAAAAGCGGCAGUGGGGCAGUGGAGAUUUUUGGCAGAUAACCGGUCAAACCGCUUUUGACUGGUCUCAGGAGAUCUGUACAAAUAAGCAGAAUCCUGGCGAAGGCUGGUGCAUCUGCAUGUGGGCUUUCGCAGAUCUUAUUCACUCAGUCGGAUGUGAAAAUGUUCAUCUCGAUUGCUCAGCCACCAGUGUGGAUUACGUACUCUCGAAAUACACUGACGGAGGCAGAGACUUGUCCGGUGCACACGAUUGCCUCAAGCAGAAAUGCAGUGGAGGCGCAAUGGUUGCGAGGUGAUGAAAUUACCUGGACCUGCUCAGAUAUACACCCGUAGUACAAUCAUCAUGCCGCCCCGCUAGCACUAGAGGCGUCGGAAAUGAUCGGUCGGGAAGUGUGCGACGUUGUAGCUCAUGUGUGAAGCAAAAGCCGUGUGACCUCAUGCCUACUCCUGCGAAGACUCUAAUCGCUUCUUUUUACGCAAUACUUUACGUUUACAUCAUUCUACCGACUAGCAAAUAAGUAUGGUACUGCUGCGGAUAGAAGACGAUGAAAAAUCGCCAGCGGAGGGGCUUUCUUUUAUUUGUGUGUUGGUAGGCGAUUUCAGCAAAAGCAAAUGUAACAAAUCAAC
Molecule: messenger RNA, 1095 nt
Organism: Amoebophrya sp. A25
Lineage: Eukaryota; Dinophyceae; Syndiniales; Amoebophryaceae
Source: the annotation of a GenBank genome assembly